CUCUUCUUCCAGUGGAGGUGGCAGUCAGUGAUCUGAUUGGUCAUUUGGAAGGUGAAAAUUGACCCGCCCUUUUUCCUCCGCCCACGGGAAGUGCCCGCUGUAUGCCAGUCUUCCGGUCUGUAAAACUGACACAUACCAACUUUUCCCCGGCGCCAUUUUCUUUCCGCUGCUGCUUGUGACGACGUUGGCAAGUCUGUUGGAGGGCUUCAGUUUCUGGAACUGAAUCUUGAUCUUUCUGAGAAGAGCACCUGGGCUUCAUUGGCUCCACCAGAUGUGAGUCCUCUGUGGAAUUUCUGUCAAAAAAUGUUCCCCUUCUGCCUGAGAGCAACGAAAUAGACCAGUAGCUGCAAUCAACUGUAGUCCUGUCACACCUUCAUGAUGUUUCCCUUGGCCAAAUAUGCACUACUCAAUAUUCGCAGGAGUGGAACCAUUCAGCGAAUUGCAUCAGGACAGACCCAUAUGAAGCACUCACCAAAUUUUCAUGACAAAUAUGGCAACACUGUGCUAGCUAGUGGCACCAUUUUCUGUGUUGUUACCUGGGUAGUUUUUACUACGCAGAUGGGAAUAAAGUGGAACCCAUCUCCUGUUGGCCGAGUUAUCCCAAAAGAGUGGAAAGAAAAGUAAUUACCACUGUUACUAUAAUACAGAAUUGUUUCAAACCUAGCUUGCUAUGUACACAUUCUACUGUUCAUUUAAAAGUAGCACAACCGAAGAAAUAAAAUAUGUUUGUAACCAUAAAA
Molecule: messenger RNA, 740 nt
Organism: Chinchilla lanigera (long-tailed chinchilla)
Lineage: Eukaryota; Metazoa; Chordata; Mammalia; Rodentia; Chinchillidae
Product: cytochrome c oxidase subunit 7B2, mitochondrial
Exons: 4
Coding region: 376-624 (82 amino acids)
Biological process (GO): mitochondrial electron transport, cytochrome c to oxygen
Source: RefSeq, a predicted model, not a curated record